AUGACAAAAGAGCAAUUGGCUAUACAAAAUCGUGAUGGCAAUAAUGCUUUUUUUCUUGUUGCUGCAUCAGGAAGAAUGGAACUGGCCACAAUAAUGUUAGCAAAAAAUGAAGAAUUACCGAGUAUUCGUGGAGUUCAGUAUAUGUUACCAAUUCACAUUGCCGCUAAGCACGGCCACAAAGAGAUGAUAGGGUAUCUUUAUGAAGUCACAAAAGAAAAAUUAGCGGAAGAGGAUGGCGUGGAUUUGCUUCACAGUCUGAUCAGUAGAACUGACUUGUUUGAUGUUGCGCUGACGUUGCUGAAGGAACGCCCAAUAUUGGCCACCGUUAGUUUAUCUAAAUGGUGGCUGAUGGAGGCAGCAUUACAUAUCUUGGCUGGAACAGCUAUGAUGUCUCCUGACUUUGCCAAUCACAAUCAGCAAGGAAUCCUGAAGACAUGCUUUAACCUAUUUUCUAGUAGCAACAAGUUGCCCCAUGAAAAGCUUCCUCCAAAAGCACUUGAAUUACUCAAACUACUUUUGGAAAAAAUAGAUUGUCGUGAUGACUGGAUCGAUGAAGUAAUAUAUCUUGCUGUCGAACAAGAAAACGUUGAAUUUUUAAGCUUAAUUAUUUGUGAUUAUCCUGAGUUGAUACGUAAAGUCAAAGGAGAUACAUGUAGACAAAUAUUUCGCAAUGCUGCUUUGAAACGCCAAAAGGAUAUCUUCAAACUCAUAGACACCGUAGGUCCAUCAUUUAAGAAGACAAUACUUCAGUACAAAGAUGAUGAUUACGAGAACAUCUUGCAUUUGGCUGCAACGUCCGCUCCAUCAGAUCAGCUCGAUACUAUACCAGGCGUAGCCCUCCAAAUGCAGCAGGAAUUGUUAUGGUUUAAGGAAGUGAGUAAUGUACUGAAUCCAUCGGCUGCUCAAGCAAAAAAUAAACAAGGAAAAACUCCAAAAGCUUUAUUCAACAAGAAGCACAAACGGUUAAAGGAAAAGGGGGAAAAAUGGAUGAAGGGCACUGCAAAUUCAUGCAUGAUUGUGGCCGCACUUAUUGCCACAGUGGUUUUUGCUGCAGCUUUCACAGUACCAGGUGGAACCAAAGAAGAGUCAGGGACUCCUCAUUUUGUUCAUAAAGUGUCCUUCACAAUUUUUGUCAUAUCAGAUGCAGUAUCUCUGGUAACAUCCGUUUGCUCCAUUCUAACCUUCUUAUCUAUUCUCACUUUCCGAUAUGCUGAAGAAGAUUUUCUUUUGGAGUUGCCUAAAAAGUUGAUUGUUGGGCUCGCAACACUUUUAUUAUCCAUAGCAGCAAUGACGGUAGUUUUUUGUGCAACCAUUUUCAUUGUCUUUAAAGAUGGAAAAAUGUGGGUUCCAAUUCUUGUUACAGCGAUUGCUUCUUUACCCGUCAUCUUGUUCACCAAGCAGCAGCGACGACUCUUGUUUGACGUAGCGCUUUCAACCUACAAAAUAAGUCAGCUUUUCGAUGAUGAAGGGAAAGCAAGGAAGCACAGUAAGUUUUUUGGAACAUAUUAUCGGCGCUGUUAA
Pistacia vera is the source of this 1521-nucleotide messenger RNA. RefSeq names its product ankyrin repeat-containing protein ITN1-like. The record is from RefSeq and is a predicted model, not a curated record. The transcript is spliced from 4 exons. Bases 1 to 1521 code for a protein of 506 amino acids. NCBI's taxonomy places the organism in Eukaryota, Viridiplantae, Streptophyta, Magnoliopsida, Sapindales, Anacardiaceae.